UUCGAGGCAAAUUUUAACAGCCGCCAUUUUGACAAAGCGAGACCGUGACAAAGCAAUCGAGAAAUAAUAAGAGUACAAAUUAACCAAGUGUUGCCAACACAGAAGUAUUCAUUGCAAAGAAUGCCUAGAAAACGCAAAAGAGGAUCCCUUACGGUGAAACGCAAGUACCACUACAUAACAUCUGAACAGCCAAAGGAAGAAAACCAUGUUGCCAGUGAACCCCUGGUGAACAUUAAAGCUACAACAGAUUCUUCUACCCAGUCAGAAAGUGAAAAUGUGCAGUUCACAAGUGAUCAUAGUUAUGCUAUUGAUGAAGACUCCACAUAUGAGCUUGACUCCUUCCAGGAGACAAACAAUGAUAAGCCUGAAGCUGAUGUGAUGGAAUGUAGUUCAGGGCUUCUAGAAAUGGAGGUGGAGACGACAACCUUCUCAGACUUUGCUGUGGAACUUAAACUGCAAAAUUUUUCAUCUCAGUUCGUUGUAAAGGAAUUAGAGCAAUCAAUUCAAAUGUUACAGUUGUACGCAAAUGACAGUCUGACAGCAAUCAAGUUAUCGGUUGAAAUUAAGAGUGAUUUUACGUGCUCUGUCUAUGUGCAUCGGAAAUGCAUUCCGAGAUCUCACCAAAUAUGGACUGGACUGCCACAACAUAUCAAUCGCGUUGCUUAUGUUCUGGUGUUAUAGGAAAGACUGUUAAAAUUUGAUGUCUGCAUAGGAAAUCCUGAGGUGGAAUUUUCAAUUAUUUUUUUUUCGCAUAGAUAGUCGAUGUAGGGAUAUAGAUAAAUGAAAUUAACUAGUUUAUAUAGAUGGAGUUAUUAAUUUUACUUAUAGAUUUCUCUCUAAAUAAAAUGAUUGUACUUUAUAUACUCUAAGGAACCAUA
Dreissena polymorpha is the source of this 878-nucleotide messenger RNA. RefSeq lists its product as uncharacterized. Bases 121 to 681 code for a protein of 186 amino acids. Lineage: Eukaryota; Metazoa; Mollusca; Bivalvia; Myida; Dreissenidae. The record is from RefSeq and is a predicted model, not a curated record. The transcript is spliced from 2 exons.